Messenger RNA from Acanthopagrus latus (yellowfin seabream), 2432 nucleotides. It is a transcript of the gene nsun3, whose product is annotated as NOP2/Sun RNA methyltransferase 3. The coding region runs from base 124 to 1527 and encodes 467 amino acids. The transcript is spliced from 6 exons. The record is from RefSeq and is a predicted model, not a curated record. Gene Ontology annotation, molecular function: methyltransferase activity. NCBI's taxonomy places the organism in Eukaryota, Metazoa, Chordata, Actinopteri, Spariformes, Sparidae. Gene Ontology annotation, cellular component: mitochondrial large ribosomal subunit. Gene Ontology annotation, biological process: rRNA methylation.
GGAACUAAAGGCACACGGUCAGAGUUUAGGGAGGACGGAUUUGAGAGACGUACACGUCCCUCAGCUUCAUGCAAGAAAAACUCAACAGUUAUAAUAUGAAAUAUAUCCUCGGACAUGUAGGUCAUGCGGUAUUACAGAGAACUAAAUGUCUUAAACAUGUUAGUGCAUCAGCGCCACAGUCUAACGAGGGGAAUAAAACUAAAAACUAAAAAGCUGACGCCGACUCCUCUGUGGAGGCUGCGGUCGUGUAACUGUCACACAGGACCAGAGGAUGUUUCACACCUCAGCGAGCAAAAUGGAUCCUCAAAUAAGCAGGUGACCAAAAGGCACACAAAGAGAAGAUCGUCAUGUCAACCAGUACUGGAUCGAUUCGACCAGCAGUACAGUCAGGAACUUGGAGACUUGUGGCCGUCAGCAAGAGCUGUGCUCCUGGACCCCCCUUCUUGGCAGCAUGGGGUCAUGCUCAACCGCUUCAGCGCUGUGUCAGAAAUCACCCAGACUCUUUGGUCACAGGGCUUUUCAACACUGCUGCCACGAUCAGACGUGUCCACGUUGCCCUGUGGUGGCCGCUCGCCAGUCGCAAAUUCAAAACAGCAAGGGGGAAAAGACUCUUUGUCCAAGUGGCCCCCUAAUGAGUGCAAUCUCCAACCUGACACCACCUCUCAUGCGCUGGGUCAGGCUCUUGAAUCAGAGCCUUCACUCAGUUUAGCCCGUCCUUCAUUACAAUGCUACAUCCACCCACGUCCUCUGCGGUUUCCCUCUCAGGCCCACAGGCCUGGCCAGCUGAAGCAGUACUACCUCCUGAACGCAGCGUCCCUGCUUCCAGUGCUGGCCCUGCGAGUCAGAGACGGGGAGAAGGUUUUGGAUCUUUGCUCUGCUCCUGGGGGCAAAGCCUUAGCCAUAAUGCAGGCUGCCAACCCAGCGCUUCUCUGCUGCAAUGAACCAGACCCACACAGACGGGACUGGCUAGCCAAAACGCUGGAGUCUUUUCUGCCUCACUCACUAAACAGCAGGGUGAUUGUGUCUCCGCAGGACGGACGGUCUUUUGGGCAAAGUGAAGCGGGGACGUACGACAAGGUUUUAGUCGAUGCUCCAUGUUCUAAUGACAGGAGCUGGUUGUAUUCUUGCAGCAGCCAGCAGGGGGAACAGAGACUACAGGAGAGGUCCAGGCUGCCUUCGCUUCAGGCUCAGCUGCUUAGGUCUGCACUGUCAGCGGUCCGUCCGGGGGGCGUCGUGGUCUAUUCCACUUGCACGCUGUCCAGCUCUGAGAACUACACUGUGGUUGAGACGGUGCUGAAUGACUGUCCUGAGGCUGAACCUGAAGACCUGUGGGAAGAGAUUGCUGUCCCUUUAUCAAACUACUUUGCAUUUGGUCCUGCUCACCCUGGUCACAGAGGACAGACACUUCACAAGCCACAGAACGGCAACGUGUCCUCUUACCGACACGCACUUGGCAUUUUAGUGGUUCCUGAAGCAGGCAGGACCUGGGGACCCAUGUUUUUGUCCCGGAUUAGAAGGAGGAAAUAGAGUGUAUCCUCCUGUGCUGAAAAGAUAUGAGGAUAGAAGUGGCUAAACAGACUUUUGUUACCUGUGGGUUUUUUGGUAUUCAAAGAAACUUACGUCACCGGCCAGUCUGCAAACUGGGGAGGUUUUUUAAACCUGCAUUCGAUAUAAUGGCCAGCAGGGGAUGACCCCACUGAUCUAAAGCAUACUCUGAUUGUAUGUAAGGAUAUAAGAAAGUGACCCUACUUCUCAUUUGAUUUAUUACCUCAGGAAACCGUUCUGUUUCAAAUCUUCUUAAAAACAACUUGAAGUCCAUUUUGUAAUUCAUGGUCCCAUUUUGAGUAAAUCAGAGGUAAGUAGGGUGUGCUUGUUAGGGUGUGGUUACCUUGGAAAUUAAAAUGUUGCUACCAUUGUGAUCUCAGUCAGAUCCAAUCAGGAUAUCCUCUCCACCCUCUCAUCCAAGUAUGAUCAUUCAUCCCAGUUGCCAGAAUAAAUCUUAGCCAAGUAAGUUUCUGCAAAACCACAAACUGCGGUUGGCUGCUUGGCAACCCUGUGGAGUUGUAAUAACUAGACUAACUAUCAUUAGGUAGCCAGAAACAUAAAUCUAGAUGAAUGAUACUUUUGCUCUUUUACUGUUAGAUCCCAAACAAGCAGCUGUUUGCUCACAAGUUCACCAUUUCCGUUUAAAAGCUGCUUUUCAGUUUUGUGUUCAUAACUUUUUUCUGCUGCCCGGUAAUUAUUUGUUUAAUUGCUUUCUUUCACUUCUGCAACUGACCCUCUUUUGAUUUAUUGUAUUAUUUAUGUUUUUAUGACAACUGUGGAAACCACUGACACUGCAGAUGUACAGUCGUAUCGACUGAUUCUUUUAAAUGCUGCACAUUAAUAAAACUGCGUCCAUGUCGUAUAACAAAAUUGAUAAUACUAUAAGA